Molecule: messenger RNA, 3762 nt
Organism: Patiria miniata (bat star)
Lineage: Eukaryota; Metazoa; Echinodermata; Asteroidea; Valvatida; Asterinidae
Exons: 18
Coding region: 22-3504 (1160 amino acids)
Cellular component (GO): extracellular matrix
Molecular function (GO): protein binding
Source: RefSeq, a predicted model, not a curated record
GAAAGUAAUAGUUGUAAUUGGAUGUAUAAGAAGACUGUUAUAUAUACCAUGUCACUUGGCAAGAGAAUAACGAUGAGUCCGACUGAUGCAGCAAUAUGUCUCGUGGUCAUGUUUCAGCUUCUUGCGAUGUUGACCACGGCGGUCGCGUUGAAUCCAACGGGGGAAGCAUGUGAUGUGUGUGAAUGCAAGGGACCCGUAGUCAUCUGCACGGGAAGAAAUCUUACGGAACUACCCAAAGGUAUCCCCAAUGGGACGAAAGCACUUGAACUUGGAGAGAAUUUCUUGCGGGAGAUACCUUACGACGGUUUGCUGGAAUUGAGAUCCCUCGUCAGAAUAAAUAUAGCCAACAACUUGAUCGAAACACCGUUUGAAUUGCCGGAAUCUGUCAGGAAUAUUAUUGCACAUGGGAAUCAACUUCAAGACAUCAAGCCCAUACUGAGGAACUGUGUGAAAAUGAUAGUAGCGGAUUUUGGGAACAACAGUCUGCAAAUCAUCAAAACAGAUACGUUCAAGAAUUGUACUAAACUAGCAUGGCUACUCUUGGAAGAAGACAGAAUAACGGAAAUACAACCAAGAGGGUUUACGGGGCUGCGAACCCUUAACACGUUUAGGAUGACUAAAUGUGACUUGAACGUGUUACGGCCACAUACCUUUGGGAGCACUUCACCUUUAGUGUCGUAUUUCACUAUUGAAGAGUGUAACUUGGAGGAAAUUCAACCUGAUGUGUUUAUAGAUCCAACUACAGAGAAUAUUUUUUACAAAAGCAUGGCCCGUCUUUAUUUGUCUCAAAACAAAGUACGGCAGAUCUCUUCGGGUGCGUUCCAUGGAGUGAACGAAAUCAAUGACCUUCGACUUUCCCAGAACGAAAUCGUUUCUGCUGGUCUGCCAGAGGAUGUGUUUCGCAACAUAACAAUAAAUCAUCUGGAUUUGUCGUCCAAUCGACUGACUUACAUUCCAACUGGACUUUUCAAGUCGCAGACUGCUCUCCGAUUUCUCUACUUACAGCGGAACCAAAUCAGUGUCCUAAAUGAUAAGGUGUUUGCGGGGCUUCACUCGCUGAGAGAACUUAUGAUAUUUGACAACCCAAUCACUGAAUUAGCGGACUGGCUGUUUUACGCGACCAACCUAACAAACCUGUACAUAUUCCAGACUGAACUUUCGUCGAUAGGGGAGCGGCCGUUCGCGACCGUGAACCACACUCUCCAACAUGUAUCAAUUUACGGCAGUCCCUUGAGGAAAAUUUCCGAUGCUGUCUGGCAAGAUCUCGGUCAAUACUCUAACGUAAUAAUUGAAAACACAUUGGAGGUCGUACCAUUCACAAACAGAACUGACCUCAAAAUACAACAGGUUGGUGACGGAUUUGCACAAAGAAUAAAUGUGUCUGAAGAAGAGGCGAAGCUAUUGAGCAUUUCGGGGUUUAGGUGUGGCAUGUCCAAGGACAACAGCUGGCAUUGCACGCCAUGCCCACAAGGCACAUACGGAACCUAUUGGAGGUGUGCUGCAUGCCCGCCAGGCGGAUUUUACCAAAUCAAGACGGGGCAAGUGGCUGACCGUUCUCAAGGUAUCAACUGUCAGAGAUGCAACAAUGGCACCUACAUAACGCCUGAGGCGCACCCUGGAAUCAGUCCUGCGAAUUGCACGGUGUGUCCUACAGGUACCAAUAAGAACCUCUUCGCUGGCUUCCGAGCCUGUCCGUGUCUGGCCGGCUUCUACCGUACUGACCGGUUCGGUAAAUGCAAUCCGUGUCCAACCGAAGGAGUCAACUGCUCAGAGGAGUACCAACACCUCCUGUCUGGCUUCUGGUGGACCUGGGACUGGGGUUUAUCGGAUGACAACUACCUAUCCUACGAGCGAUUCGUCCAAAAUGUGCGGACUGAAGAUCUCAACUAUGACAACACAAGCAAGAGGUUUGGGGGUGUGUUACCCAAAGUGCAUAAAUGUCCUCGUAGUGAGUCAUGCGAGAAUGCUGUGCUGGGUGGUAUCAAUGCAACAUGCGAGGAAGGCUACACGGGUUGGCUUUGCUCCCAAUGCAGUCCGUACUAUUACCCUUGGUUCGAUCACUGCUUCGAGUGUCCCAAAUGGUGGUGGUUCCUGCUUGAAGUCAUUGCUGUAUGCGUGGCCAUUGCUCUGAUUGUCAUCAUCAUAGUUUGGCAAGUGCGCAAGGUCCGAAGAAACGGUCGGUCUGCCGUCAGCCUGCUGCUUGCUCGAGGGAAGAUCCUACUGGGUUUCUACCAGGUCAUGGGGGAGAUAUUCUCAGCGCUAAAUGAAGUUGCAUGGCCGAAUAUAUUAACAAGCGUUGGCUCUGUCUUUAGACUGUUGGAGGUGAACAUCAUGCGGUUGCUUAUCAGUCCUAGAUGCUAUGUCCCAAACUUCACUUAUCCUAGUAUUUACAUUGAGCUCUUGGUCGGCAUUAGUUUUGUGUUGUUCGUUCUGCUUGCCGCCUGGUGUUUUUACAGCUCCAAGAAGUGUUACCUGAAAGCAAAGAAAACACCGCGUGCGGAACGAAAAACUCUUCUAUCGCAGACCAAGCAGAUGUGUUACUUGUUUGUGGUGAUGCUGCUCUUUAUUUCCUAUCCAAGCCUAUCUAGUGUUAUCCUCACAUUAUUGCCCUCUGGGUGUGACCUCUUCUAUGUGGAUGAAAAGGACACCCUCAAUGUGACCAGACUUCGAGCCGAUUACUCGAUUGAUUGCCAAACGCAGCAGCAUGUUCAGUUCACCUACGCAGCUGAGGUCUUUCUCUUCUACGUUGUUGGGUUUCCCUUGAUGUUGUUUCUCCUCUUGUGGUGGAACGUCAGAAAACGGAAGAAGACCGGGGCUGUCGGUGGUAGACGGGAAAGUGAGGAUCAGCCUUUGCUCGAUGUUGCUAGUCAAUGUCGUUUGGAUGCCGGUCGUGUCGCCAGUUACAGAAACGAGUUGCCUGAUGAGACAGAUGAUGAACUCCUACACACGGAACCGCCAAGCCAGGCUGAAUUCAAUUGGGAGAGUUUCCUGUGCGAGAAUUACAAGCCAAGGUUCUGGUACUGGGAGAUUCUGGAGCUGGCCCGCAAGAUUGUCCAGACGCUGUUUGUGCUGCUGUACGGGCCCGACGAUCACUUCACCAUGUUCGCCACCAUCGUCAUAUCGGUGGGCUUUCUGCUCCUGCACGCUUACGUCAAACCCAUGAAGGAUGCUGCCGAGCAUCGUCUGCAGAUGUGCUCGCUUGGUACCAUCUUCCUGAACCUGUUGGCUGCGUCGCUGCUUCUGUUGCCGAGCGAGGAUGCUCAAUCCAGCCAGAAUAGAAAGGAAGUCCUUUCUGUUGUUCUUGUCCUGAUGAACCUCAGUAUCAUCGUUUUUGUCAUCGCUAGCUUGAUCUGGACCGGCGUGAAGGCUAUAUGGCGUCAUGGAUGCUUGCAUCACUUAGGAUCGUGCAUCGCUGUGGCGUGGGGCUGGUGUUGUGGACCUCGUCAUCGUGGGCUAGAGGUGAACAACAAUGCCUCCGAUCGCAGCAACGAACAAGAUUCAUGACAGUCAGCUUUGAAUACUAGACCUGAUUCAGUAUAAAAUCGACAAAAGAUACUUUUUAAGAGCAAAGACACACGGGAUUAUGUAAAAGAAGUGAUUGUUCAGCCGUUCCGGUAAGUGCUUCAAACAGUGGAGCAUGUUACUGUCAGCUCACUGUGAAAUGAACCUUCAUUAUUUUGAGCAAUUUCGUUAAAUUUUUAUUUUUUACAUAUUUAUGAUGCUGGAAAGGUUUAAAAUAAGACUAAAACAAUAAGGUAUACC